Messenger RNA from Solenopsis invicta (red fire ant), 2685 nucleotides. Its product is annotated as beta-galactosidase. Gene Ontology annotation, biological process: carbohydrate metabolic process. Gene Ontology annotation, cellular component: vacuole. The transcript is spliced from 10 exons. Gene Ontology annotation, molecular function: beta-galactosidase activity. The coding region runs from base 102 to 2000 and encodes 632 amino acids. The record is from RefSeq and is a predicted model, not a curated record. NCBI's taxonomy places the organism in Eukaryota, Metazoa, Arthropoda, Insecta, Hymenoptera, Formicidae.
CGUCAAAUCCGUCAGUGACGCGCGAGCGUGGAUAGUGAAUUAACAAGCGUAUAGAAGAGGGCAUAUUGAAGUAGAACGAAGAAAUUAACUUGUUCGAAAAAAUGUGGUCAUUAACGUUUGUGACAAUUUUGGCACUAGGUAGCGCUAUAUCAAAGACAAUUAAUCUACCGAAUAACGACACGGAAUGGCGAUACAGUUUCGAAGUCGAUUACGAGAACAAUCAGUUUUUGUUGGAUGGAAAACCCUUCCAGUAUGUUUCCGGUAGUUUUCAUUACUUUCGAGCGCCCAGACAAUAUUGGAGGGAUCGUUUAAGAAAAAUGCGAGCCGCGGGGCUUAACGCUGUCUCUACCUAUGUUGAAUGGAGUCUUCACGAGCCAGAACCAGGUCAAUUUAACUGGGCCGGUGACGCAGAUCUAGUAAAUUUCUUAAAUAUUGCGCAAGAGGAAGAUUUACUCGUAUUGUUGCGACCGGGCCCUUAUAUUUGCGCGGAAAGGGACUUGGGUGGUUUGCCGUAUUGGUUGCUUCGCGAAGUACCAAAUAUAAAUUUACGUACAAAAGAUGCAGAUUUUGUGAGAUACGCUACUUCGUAUCUAAAUCAACUGCUGGACAAAGUAACGCCACUUUUAAGAGGUAACGGGGGACCAAUAAUUAUGGUUCAGAUAGAAAACGAAUACGGAAGUUACAAUGCUUGCGACACGGAAUACUUGGAUAUACUGAAAGAAGUUUUCGUCAAAAAAAUUGACAAUAAAGCUCUUCUGUAUACAACCGACGGUGCAUCCGUGUCUUACCUUCGAUGCGGAUUCAUACCUGGUGCAUAUGCCACCGUCGAUUUUGGAACGUCCAGCAACGUGACCAGCAGUUUUCAAUCUAUGCGCCUUUAUCAGCCAAGAGGUCCGUUGGUGAAUUCCGAGUUUUAUCCAGGUUGGUUAACGCAUUGGGGCGAAACCUUCCAAAGGAUAAAAACGUCAGCCGUUACAAAAACAUUGAGAGAAAUGCUUACUGUAGGUGCUUCCGUUAAUUUUUACAUGUUUUACGGGGGUACAAACUUUGGUUUCACUAAUGGAGCUAACGGUGGAAAAGGUGUGUACAAUCCACAAUUGACUUCGUACGAUUACGAUGCUCCUUUGACCGAAGCCGGAGAUCCGACGGACAAGUACUUUGCUAUAAGGGACGUCAUCGGUCGCUAUCUGCCGUUGCCAAACAUGUCUCUCCCAACUGCAUCCCCUAAAGGUAAUUACGGUCCAGUAUUGCUGGAACCGGUACUGAAAUUGCUCGACGGUCGAUCUCCAUUCGCGGUGAUCCGGGAGACUGGAGACCAGCCUAAAACCUUCGAGGCUCUUUCUGUAAACCAAGGAUUUGUCCUUUACGAGACGAACUUGCCGCCUUUUAUCUCAGACCCGGCUAUACUGCGAGCAACGACGAAGGACAGGGCGCUGGUUUACGUGGAUGAUCGCCUAUCCGGCACUCUCAGUCGCAUAGAUAAAAUAUUUACUAUACCACUUGAGAGUCCUUAUGGCCGUCGCUUGAGCCUGUUGGUGGAGAAUCAAGGGCGCUUGAAUUUCGGCAAUGAAAUUCGCGAUUCCAAGGGAAUAUCGGACGUGACUAUUAGCGGCAGUCCGCUGAGAAAUUGGAACAUGACAGGAUAUACGUUUUCCGACGUAUCGUCUCUCCGAAAUGUAACGACCAUACGUACGGAGAGCGGAACUCUGCACAGCGGUCCAGUAUUUUUGCGUGGACAAUUCACGAUCGACGGGCAACCGUUGGACACGUAUCUGGAUACUACCGGCUGGGGGAAAGGCGUAGCCUUCGUGAACGGUCACAAUCUCGGUAGAUACUGGCCGUUAGUAGGCCCGCAAAUAACCCUGUACGUUCCAGCUCCGUAUCUUCGCACGGGCGAAAACGAGUUAAUCAUAUUGGAAUUGGAAUACGUGUCGCAAACUAGAAAGAUGAAGUUCCAACCCGUACCGAAUCUGGGUACGAUGAAUCUAACUCAGACUUAAUAGUAAUUGAACGCGGCUCUGCGGGAGAAUAGAAUAUUUAGAAACAUUGUAUCCUUCAAUUCGUUUUUGUUUUUUUAAAUCCAUCAAAUGCUGCAGCAAGCGCGGCGUGCGUCUCUCCUUUCUAAGCUGUCUGCUGCUGCAGUGAUAUUUCUAAAGUGUUUUGAAACGUAAAAAAUAAAUGUGUGAAAAGAAACACGCUUCAUAAACCCUGCACGUUUAAAGUACGUCUGCGGAAUGUAAAGAGACAUUUACAAACGUGACGAUUAACGAGCGCGUAGAACAAAUCAACCAACUCGUGUUCCUCGUGUCCUAUUGUCCCUUUAACAGAUGCAACAAUUAAUGCUAACAUGAUUUGAUAAGUGACAAUUGUAAUAUAACGCGCAAUGCACGCGAUUAACUUAAGUUGCAUACGAGUUACUUAAAUAGAAUUUUUUUUAAUGCUUUUACCAUUUUAACUCGAACUUUAAUAUAAACAGUUGAAAGAAAAUAAAUCCAUUACUGAUAGCCAGGAUUUAAAGGCACAAAUAGGUUUCUAUAUUAUCUAGAAUGUAUCUGCAAACGUGUGAAUGUGUGUAUGUGUGUGUUAGUAACCAUGAUAGAAAUUUUUAAUCCAACAUAUUCAUAUAAAAUCGUCAAUGUUACACUGCAAAAAUAUUUUAUGAUCAAAUAAACUGAAUGAAAAACA